Messenger RNA from Centropristis striata (black sea bass), 1255 nucleotides. Its product is annotated as carcinoembryonic antigen-related cell adhesion molecule 20-like. The transcript has 5 exons. NCBI's taxonomy places the organism in Eukaryota, Metazoa, Chordata, Actinopteri, Perciformes, Serranidae. The record is from RefSeq and is a predicted model, not a curated record. The coding region runs from base 1 to 966 and encodes 321 amino acids.
AUGAGAGACUUUACUAUGAUAUCCUCCUGGAGGAGUCUUCACUGUGUUCUGCUGGUGGCCCUGAUGGGUGCUCCAGGUUCGGAGGCCUGGGUUCAGAUCUCCUGGGCCGGAGCAGUGACGGCUGGUUUCAGAACCACUUUCACCUGUUCCUCUUCUUGCUACUCAAACUGCUCCUACACCUGGUCGUUUGAGAGCCACACGGUCAAGGGGAGCACGUUCACCUGGACUCCUGAUGGACUGGACAGUACAGUGGAACUACAGUGCAGCGUGCUCGAUCCAGAAACAGGACUGACCAGCAGCCUGACCUCCAUUGUAGACAUUAAGAAUCAAGUGUCCGUGCAGAUCAGUCCACCAAACAACAUCCCGUCUCUCAACCAGACCCUGGACCUGGUCUGUGAUGGUGCUCCAUUAGGUGGCCUCUCUCACCAGGUGGUCUGGUACAAAGAUGGACAGAAAGUGACCCUGCGUGAGAAUAUGCAGCUGCUGCAAAACAACCUCUCCCUUCACUUUGACUCACUGCUGCCGUCUGAUGCUGGAUUCUACAUGUGUGAGACAAGAGUUGAACAGACAGGAGUGUUCAGCCUGGGCUAUCUACUCAGCUUUGAUCCAUGGAACGUCAGCAUCAGUGGGCCUGACACAGUGUUUCCUGGCAGAAUGAGUAAAUUCACCUGCUUGACAAGCUGCACCUUAAAUGUGGACUGCACUGUCGGGUGGACGUUCAGGCACGGUUUCCCCAUCGGAGGCUUCUUAUCAAUCGGUCAAAAUGAGCUGCGGUGGACCCCUUCCAUACCCGGUUCUUUCCAAAACUUCACCUGUGUUGCUGAAAAUGUAGCUGCCGGACGCUCUGCAGAGGCCACCAAGAUGGUAGAAGUUAAAGGUAUUCCUGUCUCUGGAUCAGAAGCGCUGCAGCUUAGUGGACUUUUUGCAAUCAGCCUGGGACUGCUGCUGCUUUUUGAUUCAUCAUAGUGUGUUAUUGAUUUUCAGUCUAUUGUCCUUUAAUGUACUUCACAGUCACACAACAACAUUUAAUAGUGCACUUGUAACUGGAUCAGCGCUGGUUUCUGCUCCCUCCUCCUUCUUUUCCCUUUCUAGUUCAGAGCCAUGUUCACCUGAGUGAGUAUUUCACAAAUCAAAUUUAUUGUUUGACUGGUUAUACAAUGCAAUAUGCCUUUUAGGGAAUGAUGUAUUUCCAUUAAACAACAACACAGAAAAGAAUUAUUCCCAAUUCACCUCUUUUUGUGUGUGUGUGUGUGUG